UAAAAGCGGGCAGCAGCUGCGGGAGCCAGAGGCAGCACCGGGAUCCCUGCAAGGACCACGAGGAGCAUCAGCCCAGCAUCAUCUGCAGCCGCCGGCCACCCCAGACCUGCCACCCCGCUGCGCCUCCCCCCCGCCUCCGGUUCCCACAAUGCCCGUGGCCGCUGCGCUGCCCGCCUUGCUCCAGCUCCUGCUGCUGCUGCUCCGGCCGGCGCCCACCCAGGCGCAGCCCCCCGAGAUCCAGCUGCGGCUGGUGGGGGCGGGCACCGGGGGUCGCGAGGGGCGGCUGGAGCUGCGGUACCAGGGCACGUGGGGCACUGUCUGCGACGACGACUUCGACAUCCACGCGGCUGCCGUGGCCUGCCGCGAGCUGGGCUUCGAGGGUGCCGAAACCUGGUCCCACAGCGCCACGUACGGCCGUGGAGAAGGCCCUGUCUGGCUGGACAACGUGCGCUGCUCGGGCACCGAGAGCUCGCUGGCGCAGUGCGGCUCCAACGGCUGGGGCGUCAGCGACUGCCAGCACAGCGAGGACGUCGGUGUGGUGUGCUCGGGCCCGCUCCUGCCCCGCGCACCCAGCCUGGCCUCCGGCGCCCGCCUGCAGGGCUCCAGGCUGGAAGUGCGGAUCAAGCCCGUCCUGGCCUGGGCCAAGCUGAGCGUCCCGGUGACCGAGGGCGUUGUGGAGGUGAAGUACGAGGGGCGCUGGCGGCAGGUGUGUGACGCCGGGUGGACGCGGAACAACAGCCGGGUGGUGUGCGGCACGCUGGGCUUCCCCCACGAGGGCCACCUCGACACCAGCUUCUACCGGAAACUGUGGAACCUGAAGCUGAAGGACCCGCUCUCGAGCUUGAAGACCCUCAGCCAGAAGAACACGUUCUGGAUCCACCGCUUCGGCUGCCUGGGCACCGAGCCCCACCUGUCCCAGUGCCCGCUUCAGCUGGCCCCCCUGGGCCGGCCCCGGCCCACCUGCCCCCGCGGCAUGCACGCCGUCGUCCGCUGCGUGCCUGGCCCCGAGUUCCAGAAGGCCAAGACCAAAGCCAAGGGCAAGCCCCUCCGCAAGGCGGCCAAGGUGAAGGGCCCAGCGGUGCGCCUCCGGGCAGGCGCGCAGGUGGGCGAGGGCCGCGUGGAGGUGCUGCUCCACGGCCAGUGGGGCACCGUGUGCGGCCAGAGCUGGGACCUGCAGGCGGCCAGCGUGGUGUGUCGGCAGCUGGGCUACGGCACGGCCCGGGAGGCUCUCGCCAGCGCCCAGAUGGGGCAAAGCCUGGGCCCCAUGCACCUGGCGGAGGUGCGCUGCUCCGGCUAUGAGCGGGUGCUGGGCGAGUGCAGCUUCCAGGAGGCGGCGCAGAGCGGCUGCGGGCACGAAGCCGAUGCCGCCGUCCGCUGCCAUGUGCCCCACAUGGGCUACGAGAGCCAGGUGCGCCUGGCAGGGGGCCGCAGCCCGGAGGAGGGCGUGGUGGAGGUGCUGGUGCCCGUGGCGGGGGCCCUGAAGUGGGGCUCCGUGUGCGGGGCCCAUUGGGGCCUGAACGAGGCCAUGGUCGUCUGCCGGCAGCUGGGAGUGGGCUUUGCCAGCCAGGCGCACCAGGAGACCUGGUACUGGCCAGGCAGCCGGGACGCGGGCGAGGUGGUGCUGAGUGGCGUGCGCUGCGCGGGCACUGAGCUGUCGCUGCAGCAGUGCCAGCACCACGGCCCCGUGCACUGCCCCACGGGCGGGGGCCGCUUCUCCGCCGGCGUCAGCUGCACCCGCACGGCCCCGGACCUGGUGAUGAACGCGCAGCUGGUGCAGGAGACGGCCUACCUGGAGGACCGACCGCUGAGCCUGCUGUCCUGCGCCCACGAGGAGAGCUGCCUCUCGAGCUCCGCCGACCACAUGGACUGGCCGUACGGGCACCGCCGCCUGCUGCGCUUCUCCUCCCAGAUCCACAACCUGGGCCGCGCCGACUUCCGCCCCCGCGCCGGCCGCCACGCCUGGGUCUGGCACCAGUGCCACCAGCACUACCACAGCAUCGAGGUCUUCACCCACUACGACCUGCUGACGCUCAACGGCACCAAGGUGGCGGAGGGGCACAAGGCCAGCUUCUGCCUAGAGGACAGCAACUGCCACGGGGGGCGGCAGCGGAGCUUUGCCUGUGCCAACUUCGGGGAGCAGGGCGUGAGCAUGAGCUGCUGGGACACCUACCGGCACGACAUCGACUGCCAGUGGAUCGACAUCACUGACGUGCGCCCGGGCAGCUACAUCUUCCAGGUGAUCGUGAACCCCCUGCGCGACGUGGCCGAGUCGGACUUCUCCAACAAUGUUGUGCGGUGCCAGUGCAAGUAUGACGGGCAGCACAUCUGGAUGCACGCCUGCCACACAGGCGAUGCCCACGGGGCUGAUGUGCUCAGCGUCAUGGAGCAGCAGCAGCGCCUGGCCACUAACCUGGUGUGAAGCCCCCACUGCAGCGCAGAGCCGCGGCCGGCGCCGCCCACACGCGCAGCAGAGCUGCAGGCGGCCAGGCCCUGCGCGCGGGCAGCCCAGCAGGCCCCGGCGCCCUCCGGCACUGGCAGCCACCGAGCUCUCGGCUCUAAGGCAGCGGGUGGCACGCAGCACUGGCCCCGACCCCGCAGACGACAGCCGGGGGCCAGGCCCUGCUCCCCGCCCCGGCCGCAGGGGGCCGGGCGCCGUGCAGGGAGGGCACCCUCCCAGCCCGGGACGACUACCUCAGCCCCCCACCCCAGCCCGCAGGGCCUGCGCCCGACGUCUCAGGGCCGGCCUCGGGCCGUGGCCACUCGUGGCAGAACCAUAGUGGUGUUAAUAAAGGUGUGUGCAAGGGGCAGCACGGCA
Molecule: messenger RNA, 2815 nt
Organism: Alligator mississippiensis (American alligator)
Lineage: Eukaryota; Metazoa; Chordata; Crocodylia; Alligatoridae
Gene: LOXL4
Product: lysyl oxidase like 4
Exons: 15
Coding region: 149-2419 (756 amino acids)
Biological process (GO): peptidyl-lysine oxidation
Cellular component (GO): membrane
Molecular function (GO): protein-lysine 6-oxidase activity; copper ion binding
Source: RefSeq, a predicted model, not a curated record